Brassica napus (rape) is the source of this 1449-nucleotide messenger RNA. RefSeq lists its product as uncharacterized. The transcript has a single exon. The record is from RefSeq and is a predicted model, not a curated record. The coding region runs from base 1 to 1449 and encodes 482 amino acids. Lineage: Eukaryota; Viridiplantae; Streptophyta; Magnoliopsida; Brassicales; Brassicaceae.
AUGACAGCAUCAGACAUCGACAAAGCUUUGUUGGAGAUGACGCUGGAGGAAGAUGAAGAACCAUAUGUGCUACCUGAUAAACCAGAGUAUUAUUCUACCGAGAGGAAUUCCCUCAGUCUCAUUGGAAGACUACUAAAUCCUCAGUGUCAAAAGAUGUCUGAUUUGAUACUGGAUAUGCCAAGGAAGUGGCAAUUGUAUGACAGAGUUAAGGGAGUGGCUCUCUCCAAAGAUCGAUUUCAGUUCAUCUUUAAGUAUGAGCGGGAUUUGAUUGAUGUGAUGAACAGAGGACCGCAUACCAGCAACUCAUGGUCGAUUGUGUUGGAUAGAUGGGUCGCGAAACCGCCGGAAGAUUAUCUCAAGUAUCUGUUUGUCUGGGUCCAAAUGAGAAACAUACCGGUGAACCACUAUACUCCAGAAGCGAUUCAUGACUUUGGGCAGUUUGCUGGAGAGGUGAUUGAAGUGCCAUAUGACCCGGAGAAGGCUCAGACAAAGGAUUAUGUGCGGGUACUGGUCAAGUUUGAUGUCUCAAAACCUCUUAGAAGAGCAAAGAAGAUAACAAUUCCAGGAGGAGAAGAGGUCAACAUCAAAUAUGAUUAUGAGCGGUUGCAGAAGAGAUGUUACACUUGCCAACGACUAACUCAUGAACAGUCUAUGUGCCCCAUUGAGAGAGCAAAGAAGUUGCAAGUUGAUGGUACAGCGCCUGCUGUGAACAAAAGCACCUACGCUCAGGUUACCCCAACGAUGGAGGUUGAUGACCCACUGUUUGGACUUAUUCCGGAUAAGCUUUUGGGAAAGGAUCCUCUGACCGGAAAACCAAAAAUAGCUGCGGAAGUGUUGGAAGAUAUGAGACUUUACAUUACUGCUGCUUCUGGUCAGGAGAAGCUUGCACGUGAAGAAAGAGUGAAGAAGUCUCUCAAAGAUUUGGAAGAUGACUCUAUCAGGCAGAAAACAAUUUUGAGGUUGGAGGCUCCUCCAAUAAUAUCGAAGGAUCUAGACAAAGGAAAAGGAGUGGUCUUCGACUUCAAGGCCAAGGAAGAUAAAUGCCCAGUGGGUGAAAAGUUGAUGGCGGGGGCAAUCUCAGCCGGUAACAAAGUUCUCCAAUCUGGAAAGGUUAUCAGCCAGCCGUUUCUGUUAUCUGAGGGUGGGAAGCCUGUUCAAGCAACCGGUUCUCAGGAAAGCUCAACGGGUUAUAACAUUGGGUUCCAUGAACCUACUGUUUCCGGAGCUGCCCUGAAGAGAACCUAUAAGAGACGAAGACCAGGCACCUUCACAAGGAAGGCUAAUGGGAAAGGAAUUGCGAAGAGCUCAGUGAAACCCGGAAAGAAGGUGGGAGAAGGUGUUACAACAGAAACAAAAAGGAAGGCGAAUGAUGAUGUCGAGCCAUCUCAAAGCUCUGCAAGGUUUAAGAAACCAUUGGUGGUCCCAAAUGAGGGACCGUCCAAUAUUUAA